Molecule: messenger RNA, 1611 nt
Organism: Penicillium alfredii
Lineage: Eukaryota; Fungi; Ascomycota; Eurotiomycetes; Eurotiales; Aspergillaceae
Product: VID27-domain-containing protein
Exons: 3
Coding region: 1-1611 (536 amino acids)
Cellular component (GO): nucleus; cytoplasm
Molecular function (GO): protein binding
Source: RefSeq, a predicted model, not a curated record
AUGGCACCCUUGUUGAAAGAGGAGCCCGAGGAGGAUGGGAUCCAGGUACAGGCAGAAGGGAGCCUUUAUCAGUUUGAUCCCGCUUCCAAAAGCUUUACCGCUAUAAGCAGUAGGAAUGUGGAAAUCACUCUCUAUUCCGCUGGCUCAUGGACGUACUGGCUAUGGAUUACUCUUGAAAAUGGGAGUGAACUCAUCAAUAUUCGCAUUGGGGGAGAUUUGAACUACACCCAACUUGCUGGUGAAUGUGCUUUUAGUUUCGCUACUUGCCGCCCUGACGAAGACCCCAAGUCAUGGAAAUUCAGUUUCGAUGAUAAAAAUGGCGGCAGCCAGUUUAUGAAGAAGUUAUCAACUGCAGUCUGGCAGCAGCAACAUGAAGUACGCCUGAUUAAGGUUAGCAAGCCCGAGAAAAAACCCCUCGGCACUAAAAUAGGGGGAACUGGGAACGCGGAAGAUACGGGGGACACGGGGGAAACAGAUGAGAGCUCGGAUACCGAAGAUGAGAUAGAUAGCGGAAAUGACAGUUAUCAGUGGAAAAGACAAUGCAACAAGGAGCAUUCUUCGAAAAAAAAGGAUAAUGUCACAAAUUCGGGUGUUGCUGUUGGGUUGGACAGCACCUUUGUCAUCCGGGGGUCCUCGUUAGGUGUAUUCAGAAACCUGACUGAGGAAGGACAACUAGAAUUUGAGACCAACGUUUCACGAAUACAGGCCUUAACCGGGAAAUAUAUCAAGCCUGCGAAAAUCAUGUUGUAUAGGUGUGAACGCUUUAUGAUACUCCAGGAAGCAAAUGAACCCAACCUCUUACAUCAGAUGAACCUGGAGAUUGGGAAAAUUGACGAAACUUGGUAUUUUGGCCCCGAAAAUUUGGUAGAGACCUUUGCCCCUGAAACGAAGUACGCACAGCUAUAUGAUCAUCGAACUUUAAUCGGCGCGUCUCAAAACACCCUGUAUCGAAUCGAUCCUCGGGAACCUCAUGGAAAGAUUGUGAGCAAGAAGUCCUAUCGACAUCCCAAAAAGUUUUCAUCCUUGGCUUCAACUCCUCAAGGGUAUCUUGCCGUAGGGUCGACAUCGGGUGACAUUCGACUAUUCGACCGCAUCGGUGUCAUUGCGAAAACCCAUAUCCCAAAGCUCGAUGAGAAGAUCCGUGGUAUCGAUGUAUCAAAUGACGGUCGUUGGGUGCUUGCCACAUGCUCCUCAUGCCUUCUUCUCGUCGACUCUCAACCAAAUGAAAUGGGAAAUGCAGGGAUUAAUGGUUUUCGGCAACGUUUUCCGCACAAGUACAAACCCCAGCCGUUGAGGCUCAGAUUAAAAGAGAAUGACAUUAAACGCUUCGGACUCGAACUAAUGAAAUUUACCCACGCUCGCUUUAUUAGCGACACGGAAGGAGUGUACAUAAGUAGCUCCACAGGAAGUUUCCUCGUGAUGUGGGAUUUGCAACAAGUGUUGGCCAAGCGGACAUACCCAUAUAGGAUUCUUCCGCUGGAAAAUACGGUUGUUGGGACUGAGGGAUUACCAAGUCUCGGGGAUCGAGUUGUUGUUGCUGGCACCAAUACUGUUAAUAUGUUCUCUAGGACUGAUGAGUCGUUGAAUUUGGAUCUCCAUGUCACCAUUUGA